AUGGCGACACACGAACGACGAAGAUCUGAAUCAACAGGAUGGCCAAACUAUAAACUUAAUCGGCCAGCCACUCACCCUCCUCCCCCUUCGUUAACACUCGAAAGGACAAUAAAUUUAUACCCUCUGAACAACUAUACUUUUGGAACCAAGGAGCCCUUAUAUGAAAAAGACAGCUCUGUGCCUGCCAGGUUUCAGCGCAUGCGAGAAGAAUUCGACAAAAUUGGCAUGAGGAGAUCAGUCGAGGGAGUUCUGAUUGUGUAUGAGCAUGGUUUGCCUCAUGUCCUACUUCUUCAGCUGGGAACAACAUUUUUUAAGUUGCCUGGCGGAGAGCUGAGUGCUGGAGAGGACCAAGUGGAGGGGUUGAAAAGACUGUUGACUGAGACUCUAGGUAGGCAGGAUGGGGCACCGAUGGAUUGGGUCAUUGAAGAUACAAUAGGCAACUGGUGGAGACCAAACUUUGAACCAUCACAGUAUCCCUACAUACCAGCCCAUAUUACUAAACCCAAAGAGCACAAACGACUCUUCCUGGUGCAGCUGCCUGAGAAAGCCCUGUUUGCUGUCCCCCGUAACUACAAGCUGGUGGCAGCUCCAUUGUUUGAGCUGUAUGACAACGCCGCAGGUUACGGACCCAUCAUCUCUAGUUUGCCACAAGCUCUGGCUAG
Candidula unifasciata is the source of this 662-nucleotide messenger RNA. NCBI's taxonomy places the organism in Eukaryota, Metazoa, Mollusca, Gastropoda, Stylommatophora, Geomitridae. The record is from the annotation of a GenBank genome assembly.